Molecule: messenger RNA, 969 nt
Organism: Spodoptera littoralis (African cotton leafworm)
Lineage: Eukaryota; Metazoa; Arthropoda; Insecta; Lepidoptera; Noctuidae
Source: the annotation of a GenBank genome assembly
AUGCAAACCGAUUUUUAUGGAAUGCCCGUACAUCCUACGAUUGUGGCUUUAGGCAAUUUGUCUGCGUGUUUAUUUUUUUUUUAUAUCUGUUGUAAAGCGUUUUUGGUUCCGUUCUAUACAUACGUGAUUGCUCCUAAGUUUCAUCGAGUGAAUUUUAAAGCAUACGGAAAAUGGGCAUUGGUUACGGGCUGCACCGAUGGUAUCGGCAAGGAAUACGCUAGACAGUUGGCCGCUGCAGGCUGUGAUAUCGUUCUAGUCAGCCGUUCUAUGGAGAAGCUGCAGGCAACUGCGCAGGAAAUAGAAACGGAAUUCAACGUCGCCACGAAGAUCAUCCAAGUGGAUUUCACUGCUGGUGAUGAGAUCUACCAAACUAUUGAGAAGGAAAUAGCUGGUCUCCAGAUUGGAACCCUCGUGAACAAUGUCGGCAUCUCCUACUCCUACCCUGAAUACUUCCUUGACUUGGUUGAAAUGAACAAGGUCUUCGAAAAGCUGUUGAAAGCAAACAUCGUGUCGGUGACUCGCAUGACCCACAUGGUGUUGCCCGCCAUGGUGGCCAGAGAGAGGGGUAUCGUCAUCAACAUUGGGUCCGCUUCAUCCAUCAUCCCCAGCCCUAUGCUGACUGUCUAUGCUGCUACUAAGGCUUACGUUGACAAGUUCACCGAAGGCUUAGACAUGGAAUACUAUAAGAAGAACAUUCUUUUCCAAUGCGUCAUGCCUGGAUUCGUUUGCUCCAACAUGUCAGGUAUCCGUAGGAGCUCUCUCUUCGCUCCCAGCGCCAAAGACUUCGUCAGAUCUGCCCUCAGCCUCGUCGCUGUCGAAAAGAGAACUCCAGGCUACUAUCCUCAUGAAUUCUUCGUUCAUUGCCUGAAUAUCAUAUCAAAAUCUUCUUACCACUUUGGAGUAUGGAUGGUCACCAAAUCCAUGCAGAACAGCCGUCUGAAAUGCCUCAAGAAAAUGAAAAGACAGUAA